AAGACCUUGGAGCUUUCCAGUACAGCCGGUUAAACUUUCGCGCCUGUAUAUAAGGCAUCCACCGAGACUGCCACACACAACAGCCCCAUCGGGUUGACGAGACGAACAGUACCAUGGCUUUCAGCAAAGUGGUCUUCUGCUUGGCAGCUCUGCUGGCCGCCUCGAUCUGCAUGAGCUACGCGCUCGAAGAUGUCGAAGAGCGUCAGGGUGGUGGAGGACUAGGAGGUGGCGGUAGCUACGGCGGCAGCAACUAUGGCAGCUCUGGCAGUGGUCGUCUUGGCAGCUCUGGCAGUGGUGGUGGCCGCGGAGGGAGCCACGGAGGGAGCCACGGAGGGAGCCACGGAGGAGGUCACGGAGGAAGCCACGGAGGAAGCCACGGAGGAAGCCACGGAGGAAGCCACGGAUCAACCUACGGCGGCCUUAGUGGUGGCAGCGGGGGCUAUGGUGGACGCGAUGGCCACGGUAGUGGCGGUGGCUCUGGCGGCAGCGGGAGCCAUGGUGGCCUCGGCAGCCUUGGCGGAGGUAGCGGAGGUCGCCACGGUGGCCUUGGCGGAGGUAGCCGAGGUAGUAGUCGGGGGGGACGCUACUGAGCAGGAUGAUGACUCGUUUACGAGGGCUUUGGGCACCUGCAAGACAGCACCAUUCCUGGCCAAAGUGACUGGAUGGUGCCUCAUUUCGUGACCGGCCCCUGCUUAUUUGAUGUGCCAAUCGUCUGUACCAGAGACUGAGACCAACUUCCUAUGGGCAUUAAUGCUGUGAUCUAUUUGUCUACGUGCUAUUUUUAUGGGCUAUCUUCAAGCAAUAAAAAAAAACC
Molecule: messenger RNA, 814 nt
Organism: Dermacentor silvarum
Lineage: Eukaryota; Metazoa; Arthropoda; Arachnida; Ixodida; Ixodidae
Product: holotricin-3
Exons: 2
Coding region: 114-590 (158 amino acids)
Source: RefSeq, a predicted model, not a curated record